ACUCGGCCACAAACCGGAAGUGGCAGAGUUUGAGGCGUUUUGAGGGAGCGUUUGAGGCGCUUGAGUCGAAGCGAGUGAAGCGAGAAAAGGCCUGUUUUUGUUCCUUUUGAAGCCGGGGACUCUCUUGUUUUCCUUCAGCCCCGAGAGGAGUCACUGAAGCGAGCGCCAUGGGGAAAAGGCAGCACCAAAAGGACAAAAUGUACAUAACUUGUACGGAAUAUACACAUUUUUACGGAGGAAAAAAAGCAGAAAUUCCACAGUCCAACUUCAGGCGCCUACCUUUUGACCACUGCAGCUUAUCUUUGCAGCCAUUUGAAUAUCCCGUUUGCACACCAGAAGGCAUCAUCUUCGACUUGUUAAAUAUCGUCCCUUGGAUAAAGAAGUAUGGAACGAACCCAAUCACAGGAGAAAAAAUCGAUGCCAAAUCGCUCAUCAAGCUGAACUUUGCUAAAAACAGUGAUGGUAAAUAUCACUGUCCAGUGCUCUUCACCGUGUUCACCAAUAAUUCCCACAUUGUGACAAUCAAGACGACGGGAAAUGUGUUUGCUUAUGAGGCGGUCGAACAACUGAAUAUAAAAACAAAGACUUUCAAGGACCUGCUAACAGAUGAGCCCUUUACUAGGCAAGAUAUUAUUACGCUACAGGAUCCAACCAACUUGGACAAAUUUAAUGUCUCCAGUUUUUUCCAUGUUAAAAACAACUUGAAAGUUACAGAUCCAGAUGAAGAGAAAGCAAAAUCCGACCCAUCCUAUUACUUGAAGAAUGCAAACGUUGAGACCCGAGAGACGCUCUCCGAGCUUUAUAAGGAGUUCAAAGGGGAUGAGCUUCUGGCCACGACGAUGCGGGGGCCCGAGAAAAAGAAAGUGGAUAAGCUGAAUGCGGCUCACUACUCCACUGGCAGGGUGAGCGCCUCUUUCACCUCGACCGCCAUGGCCCCCGAGACGAUGCACGAAGCAGCUGCUAUUGAUGAUGACGUGGUGCGCUACCAGUAUGUGAAGAAGAAAGGCUAUAUUCGACUGCACACCAACAAGGGAGACCUGAACCUCGAGUUGCACUGCGACAUGACCCCCAAAACCUGUGAGAACUUCAUUAAACUAUGCAAGAAGAAUUACUACGACGGGACCAUUUUUCACAGAUCGAUUCGCAAUUUUGUGAUCCAAGGGGGUGAUCCAACUGGCACCGGAACAGGAGGAGAGUCGUACUGGGGGAAGCCCUUCAAAGAUGAGUUCAAGCCCAACCUGUCGCACACCGGACGUGGCAUCCUCAGCAUGGCCAACACAGGACCCAACAACAACAAGUCCCAGUUCUUCAUCACAUUCCGCUCUUGUGCAUAUCUAGACAAGAAACACACCGUCUUUGGAAGAGUGGUUGGUGGCUUUGAAACCCUGACGGCAAUGGAAAACGUGGAGAGCGAUCCCAAAACAGACCGGCCCAAGGAAGAAAUCCGAAUUGAGUCAACGACUGUUUUUGUGGAUCCGUACGAAGAAGCCGAUGCUCAGGUUGCCAAGGAGCGAGAGAAGGCCAAGGAAGAGGAAGAGGCAGCCAAGGGGGCCGCCAAAGCCCUGGCCCCCAAGAAGGAGAGCCAGGCGCCCAAAACGUACCGCGAGGGGGUCGGGAAGUACAUUAAUAUCGCGGCUGCGAAGCGAGUGGCGGAUGACGAGGGCCCGUCCACCAGCGCAGCUGCCAAGAAAGAGAGAAAAGGCGCCGGUUUUGGAGACUUCAGUUCCUGGUAGGCAACGGAUGGUGGCCAACACAAAAGGGACCAUCCACAGCCAAGUCUGGACUCGAAAACCAUUUCCAAUGUGACAGACCAGGUUGGUGCUUUUCUUCCCACCCACAAAAAAGCACAUUCCCUUCACAUGCCUUUCAUUUUCUACGAUGGCUGUUCUUGGACAGUUUCUAACCUCUCCGUGUUGUGACUUGGUGAGCAGUCAAUAUGUCAGGGCUCCAGAGUGACGUGCAAAGGUGUGAACUGGGCUCUAUCCCUUUUCUUCAUCAGGCUGACUGAAUUGACCAGGACCAGAACAUUUUGGCACUCAGAACAUACCCAGAGACCCUGAUAAUAGGGGACAUUUGUAUAUAUUAACUAAGAUUCCUGCUCAGGAAUUACCUGUGUAUUGCUUUGGAAAAUAGCCCCUUUCUUUUACAGCUCCAUUUAUUUUAUUUUUUUAAAGAAUGCCUUGAUAGAAAAAUCGAGCUGGGGAAGAUUCCAAUUGAGUUUGUCCCGGAUCAUGCCAGCAGAGUGUUGUUAUUUUAUGAUCUUGCCAGGAAAUUAGUCAGCCAUGUUUUCUAAGAUCUUUGCAGGAGUCUGAGCUCGUUGGGAGGAAAUUAUUGCUGCGCUCGGUCAAGAACAAGCGAGAACUUCAGUGUGUAGGGUAUUAAACAAUAGCAUUUUUCUACCGAGAAGUGAAAACGAGUCCAAAAUGUGACGUUUGGACAGUUUUGUUAUAGAUCUGUUAAUAUUGUUUCUGGUAAGUCAAGAUAUAAUUUCUAAUUUAUAUUAAUGUAGGCCUUUUGAUGCUUUAACAAGCUUGUGGAACAGAAUAAAAUAGAGAUGCACAUGGUGCAUGAUAUAUUUAUAUGGACACACAUGGUCUGUUAAUUUGUGUACAUGGAGAAGACUAUACCCACCUGUCUCUGUGUUCACUCACACAAACAGCAUCAGAGAGGCCUUGUCUGUCCUAUAGUCCAAAGGUGUCCAAAGGGCUUCCUGCCACACCAGUUGUCUAAAAUACCCAUAGCAAAAUGUGAUACCAAGAAUGUGACUGUUUUGUGAGUAUACUCAACAUGUUCCAGGGGAGGAGUAACCACCAACGGAAGCAGUGAGCUCAACAAAACAACUGAAGGCUUUUAUUGUGAUACCUCAAAUAGAUACAAUAAAGUGAAACAACAAAUUGUGUACAGUAUUGCUAAGACAAAAAACCAGAAAGAAGCCACGUCAGCUGCAAAAGAAAGCAGGGUUUAAAGUGUUUCAGCAUUGAGGCACAAUUCAAUCGCCACCGAGGGCUUCUCAGAAAUCCCAGUCUGUUUAGUACAUUGUCUAGGAUGGGUUGUUUUUCGGCUAACAGUGUAUGUGGCGCUACCAAAGAAUGACCCUGGAAUGCGGUUUCAUUCCAUUUCAUUCUCGCCCCAUUGGUCUCAUAUACACACAUGUAAUGCAUAUCCACAUAGAGAUAUGGAUAUCAAAAUGUGACAAUCUGGGAAUGUCAGUAUAAAACACGUUUUAUCAUUGAAGCUUAUUAUCUCAGUCAAAAAAUAAAGUCAUAUAUUGAAAACCUCA
Messenger RNA from Anolis carolinensis (green anole), 3280 nucleotides. RefSeq names its product peptidylprolyl isomerase like 2 (gene ppil2). The transcript is spliced from 20 exons. Gene Ontology annotation, biological process: protein peptidyl-prolyl isomerization; protein polyubiquitination; protein folding. Bases 168 to 1733 code for a protein of 521 amino acids. Lineage: Eukaryota; Metazoa; Chordata; Lepidosauria; Squamata; Anolidae. The record is from RefSeq and is a predicted model, not a curated record. Gene Ontology annotation, molecular function: ubiquitin protein ligase activity; peptidyl-prolyl cis-trans isomerase activity. Gene Ontology annotation, cellular component: catalytic step 2 spliceosome.